Molecule: messenger RNA, 1849 nt
Organism: Asterias rubens (European starfish)
Lineage: Eukaryota; Metazoa; Echinodermata; Asteroidea; Forcipulatida; Asteriidae
Product: heparan sulfate glucosamine 3-O-sulfotransferase 1-like
Exons: 3
Coding region: 491-1750 (419 amino acids)
Molecular function (GO): [heparan sulfate]-glucosamine 3-sulfotransferase activity
Source: RefSeq, a predicted model, not a curated record
CCUACAGGAAGGCAGACGACAAAGUAAGCUGGGUUGGGAAGGGUUGUUCAUUCAUCGACACAAUAACAACACUCCUAUGGACUCUAUUUCUCUGACUGUACUCUGUUAUUACUAGAGAGUUAAGUUGUCUUUUGGUAUGAAUUCACCUGCGAUGUAGCCUACAAGAUAGUGUUGGAAGAUGUCGCAGCCUUGAAUAAUACCCGAGUAGGACUACAGGUUGCUGUGUCUGUCGCAACAGAUUGGGCCGACGUAUCAAUCACAUUUACGGCAGGGCCUUCUGGCAGUGCUACGCUGCUCCAUGUGUUUUGCUGAUGAAGGUGCAGUGCUGGGACCCAACAAUGAAGUAUAGACGUGUUUGGAAUGUUCUCCACUAAACUCCGUUUUCAUGUGACGCCAUGACAUGUACAAGGUAACGACAAGUGACAGUGGGAGCGGCAGCAAGACGAUCUACAGACACCUAUAGAGAUACCAAGGAGGCGGCGACCAGACAAUGGAAAAAUUAGGUUUCUCACUAAGCUGGAAGAAGGCCGUGUUGUCAUGUUGCAUUAUUCUAGCAGCUACUGUACUGUUCAUGAUGUACGGAGAUCAGCAACGGGCACCAACGGGUGACGGGUACCGGUCUAGCAGAGUUUACGAACAGUCCAAUGCAGACUCGAUAGGGGGCGCUCUGCAUACCAGCAGUGGCUCUACUCAAGAAUCUGCACUGCAAUGGUUUCUCGAUGAUGAUUUGUUUCCGUUAGAAGAUAAGGAGGAGGCGACAGGAAUUGAUCCUAAAGCUGAUAGGAUCAAUGAGACGUGUGACACGUGCUGUUAUCAUUACGUCACAAUCAAUAAAGGGAUUGUAGAAAUGGCGUCCGAGGAAGAACUCGCAGAAAAGGGUUGCCAGCAAAGACUUCCAGACGCCUUGAUAUUUGGCGUGAAAAAGGGCGGCACCACUACCCUAAAGAACUUCAUUAGUUACCACCCUGACAUUGCCUUCACGCAGAGCGAGUUGCACUACUUCACAUCAACCACUGAGGUCCAGAAAGGUUUACAGUACUACAAGAGUAAAAUGGUCUACUCGACACCAGGUCAGGUCUCUAUGGAGAAGACCCCGGCCUAUUCACACUACCCAAAGGUUCCUGCGCUUAUCAGCAGAACCCUGCCUAAUGUUAAACUUAUCAUUAUCAUGAGAGACCCAGUAGAACGAGCCGUAUCGGACUUUGUGCAUCUGCAAGUCACUAUGGCUCAACAAUGUCCGGAGAUAAACCUGCACCCAGUUGUUGGCAACGACGCCCGGGGGCCUGUGUCUCUAGGCGCGGCAUGCUUUAACAACAGCAAGUACUUUAUCUCUGAUACCUUUGAGAACUCAGUAAUAGGCCUGGACGGUGCGAUAAGAUACACCAAUCAGCUCGUCUCUAAAGGUGUUUACGUAAAGGACAUCAGGCGUUACCUGAAGUACUUUAAAGCAGACCAAAUCCUGGCGCUGGAUGGAAAUGCCUUUAUCAAUGAUCCUUACCCCACCGUCAAGAAAGUAGAGAGCUUUCUUGGCAUCCGGGAUUAUUUCACCAGAGAACAUUUCUACUUCGACGUUCAGAAGGGCUUCUUCUGUCUUACAAAGCCGAUACCAAACAAUUGCAUGAACCCGUCGAAAGGGCGCCCUCAUCCGGAUAUAAGCGAAGAGACUCUAGCUAAACUUCGAGAGUACUACCGGCCGUAUAACAAGGCGCUGAAUGACCUGAUGAAUGUGGACUUUAACUGGUCAUCGUAAUGCUAGUUUUCGAUAGUCCUUUUCUAUUUAUUGUUUUGAAUUAUUUUGUGCUUUUCAUUUUCAAACUGUUUGAUGCAUUGUAUGGUGAGGUAUCAGUCA